UGCAGAGCUCACACCGACCCUUCCUGAGAGGGAAGAGGGGCUGAGCAGCCGGGCAGGCAGCGCCUUCCUCCUUCUCCUCCGUCUCCUUCUCGGCGCAAGCUGCGCUUUUGCCGGCGUCAAUGAAACUGGCAGCGAUGAUCAAGAAGAUGUGUCCCAGCGAGGCCGAGCUGAGCAUCCCCGCCAAGAACUGCUACCGCAUGGUCAUCCUGGGCUCCUCCAAGGUGGGCAAGACGGCCAUCGUCUCGCGCUUCCUCACCGGCCGCUUCGAGGAGCAAUACACGCCCACCAUCGAGGACUUCCACCGCAAGUUCUACAGCAUCCGUGGUGAGGUGUACCAGCUCGAUAUCCUGGACACGUCGGGCAACCACCCCUUCCCAGCCAUGCGCCGCCUCUCCAUCCUCACAGAUCCUGGAGACCAAGUCGUGCCUGAAGAACAAAACCAAGGAGAACAUCGAGGUGCCCCUGGUCAUCUGCGGCAACAAGGGCGACCGGGACUUUUACCGGGAGGUGCAGCCCCGGGAGAUCGAGCAGCUGGUGGGAGGGGACCCCAAAAAAUGCGCCUACUUCGAGAUCUCAGCCAAGAGGAACAGCAGCCUGGACCAGAUGUUCCAGGCGCUCUUCGCCAUGGCCAAGCUGCCCAGCGAGAUGAGCCCCGACCUGCACCGCAAGGUCUCGGUGCAGUACUGCGACAUCCUGCACAAGAAGGCGCUGAAAGGCAAAAAGCUGCUGAAGGAAGGGGGCCGGGGCGGCACGGAGGAGGCGUACGGCAUCGUGGCCCCCUUCGCCCGGCGGCCCAGCGUGCACAGCGACCUCAUGUACAUCCGGGAGAAAGCCAUCGGCGGCGGGCACGGCAAGGACAAGGACCGCUGCGUGAUCAGCUAGGAGCCCCCCUCGCCACGGGGAAGAAGGAAGGAAGGAAGGAAAGAAGGAAAGGAGGGGGGAAAAGAUGCUCGUUUCCGAAUUGACUUUGGGCAGGUGCCCAGCCGGGCAGAGCGGGCGUCGCCUCUCCCCCAGCCUCCCUCCUCCCGUUUUCAUCAUCUCCCCCCUUCCCCGGGGGGGCAUUUUGGGAGCGAGGGAUGCGAAGGGGGAGGCUUUGGAGGGCAGGAGGGGAUGUCACUGGGAACAGCCUCCUCCUCUGAGCAGAGAGACAGGGAAAGGGUGAGCUGCUGGGCAGCCAGGUGGGAGGGUGAGUGUGGAGGGCACAGACCUUGGUGUUUCUUUCCCUCCCAAACCACCCAGCCUCAGGCACUGCCUUCAGCAGGGAGGGCAGGGGCCUGGCCAGCACGGCUUUGGGCUUGGUUCUUGAUUUAUUUUUUUUUUUUCCAACUUGAGAAGCUGUGCACGGACUCUUGGCUCUAUGUUGUGUGUUCAUCUGUGUCUGCGAAACACGUGCAGAAGACACUCCUAAGCUGUUGCAAAAGACAUUGCAGAGUUACAGCCCCGAUGGACCAAAAAACUGACUCUUGUUUACAUUUGUCUUGUUUGAUUUGCAAGAUUUGGGGAGGGUGGGGGGAGCGGGAAGGGUUUUACAAAAUAAAAUAAUAGGCACUUUAUGUAGGUAUUGUUUGUCAUCGACAUGAACAAAAAAAAAUUCUUCAAGUGUUUCUACCGUGGGUGAAACUUGAUGUUUUAUUUUUUCUACAAAUUAAUAAAAUCUUUUUAAAAAUUA
Molecule: messenger RNA, 1669 nt
Organism: Passer domesticus (house sparrow)
Lineage: Eukaryota; Metazoa; Chordata; Aves; Passeriformes; Passeridae
Gene: RASD1
Product: ras related dexamethasone induced 1
Exons: 2
Coding region: 120-965 (281 amino acids)
Biological process (GO): signal transduction
Cellular component (GO): cytoplasm
Molecular function (GO): G-protein beta-subunit binding; GTPase activity; GTP binding
Source: RefSeq, a predicted model, not a curated record